Solanum verrucosum is the source of this 543-nucleotide messenger RNA. RefSeq names its product cysteine protease inhibitor 8-like. The record is from RefSeq and is a predicted model, not a curated record. The transcript has 2 exons. Bases 1 to 543 code for a protein of 180 amino acids. Lineage: Eukaryota; Viridiplantae; Streptophyta; Magnoliopsida; Solanales; Solanaceae. Gene Ontology annotation, molecular function: endopeptidase inhibitor activity.
AUGAAACAUGGAUAUAGCACUCUGCAGUCGACAGAUAAAGAUUCAAUGAGGUGGAGACAGGUUUUUAGGAGUCUAGUUUAUGUUUUCUUUCUUUUAUUUAUUUUGAGCUUCCUCUUGCUUUCAACUACCCUUUGUUUGUUUCCCUUAGUUGCCUUUUCUCGAUCAUCAACCACUUUCACUUCCAACUAUCCCACUGUCCUCCCCACAACUACUCAUAAUAAUGAUGAUGAUGUACCCCCUCCCGCACUGGACAUGCACAUGAUUCUCAGUGUUCUCCCGGGAGGUGGAAGCAUAUACUUAGCUGAUCUUGGGAACACCAAAUGCCCAAACAGAGUCAUGCACAACAGUUCUGGUGAAUUUGAUCACAGCACGCCCAUGACAUUUUUUACUAUGCAACUUGGAGGUCAUGAAAACCAAGACGUUAGUAUAAUGUUAUCUACUCCAACUUCUAAGCUAUGUGCUAAAGAAAUUGUUUGGAAAGUUGGUGAUUACUUCAUAACACUGCAUCCACCACCUAGGUUCGUUGUAACUGGUGGUACCUAA